This is a messenger RNA of Wallemia mellicola CBS 633.66, 862 nucleotides long. RefSeq lists its product as hypothetical. The transcript is spliced from 2 exons. The record is from RefSeq and is a predicted model, not a curated record. Gene Ontology annotation, molecular function: ATP-dependent diacylglycerol kinase activity. Gene Ontology annotation, biological process: phosphatidic acid biosynthetic process. Gene Ontology annotation, cellular component: endoplasmic reticulum membrane. The coding region runs from base 36 to 782 and encodes 248 amino acids. NCBI's taxonomy places the organism in Eukaryota, Fungi, Basidiomycota, Wallemiomycetes, Wallemiales, Wallemiaceae.
GCGCGUCUUGUGCAAUUACAAUUGAACUGAUUUCAAUGGAGUCAGACGAGCAAAAGCGGCUGGAUAAUAAAAAGCGUACGCUAGGCGUAGGUGAAUUAGAGCUACCACGUAAGCUAUUCCAUUCAAGUAUAGGACCGAUAGCAAUUGGAAUUUACAUUAGUCAAGUUUCAAGAACGAUAGUUCUUAGAUUGCUCACUAUUCUACUCCUCGUUAUACUCGUUAUCGAUCUCUUUAGACUACGUUCCACUGUUGUGGGUAGGGGUCGAUUCGCGAGCCUUUACGAAUCUGUCGUUGGGAGAUUAAUGCGUGAGAGUGAGAGACAGAAAUUGAAUUCAACUAUUUGGUACCUUCUCGGUGCAGUUAUAUCAGUAGCAUCAUUUAAGAGGGACAUAGCUAUUACAUCAAUUUGUAUACUCGCUUUUGCCGAUACGUCAGCUUCAACAGUUGGUAGAUUACUCGGUAGAUACACUUACACUUUACCUUCACCUCCAUUCGGUCAAAAGAAGAGCUUAGCUGGAUUUACUGCUGCCUUCCUCACUGGAGCCUUUACUAGUUGGUUAAUUUGGGGAAGUACGUUUGGACAAGCUACGAUAGCUGAAGCGGGUAAAUUAUCAACUGAUACACUCAGUUGGACAACAGAAAGUAAACUUCGAUUUCCAUUACUUAUGAUUGUUGUUGGUAUAAUAAGUGCAGUAACAGAAUCCUUGGACGUGCACGGUUUGGAUGACAAUCUAACUAUUCCAGUCAUAUCUGGAAUAUUAAUGACACUUCUACUAAAGUAAUGAAAAAUUUCCUGAUAAUAUGUAUAUACCCUCUCAACAGGAUAUAAUAGAUGUAACGAAUUAUUAAUAGAUUCCUUGAC